AUGUCAUCAACACCAUCUCCUACAAAGAGGUCCGUUCUCUCCCCCAAAAUAUUCAACGCUAACCAGCUAUCUCCCCAAAGAAAGAACUUUGCAGCUGGACCAAAGUAUGCCAACAAGUCGCCAAUGAGAUCUGGUUCACAGGUCCGCACUCCUUCUCCAAAGAAGCCCAAGCCAGCUGCCUCAUUGGGAUUCACUAUAUGGGAGGACAACGUCGAUAACACUUCCCACGAUGUCGUAGGGACUCCUACCUCCAACAAGGCAAACCAUAAUGACCAGGAGAACAUUCUUCAACCCAAACAGACAUGCCACAGGAGUGGCCAUCGCACACCUUUGCAAGACUUGAGCAUCAACUCGUUCAAGGGAUACAUCAGCAGUGGGGGAGUAACCACGCAACUAGAUGACCCCUACCAGCCUUUGCACUUUGACAAUGGAUUCAGGUCUGCUCAUAGGUUUAAUAACUUGCCGCCUUUUGUGACGCCAGUGAAGAAGGACAGAUACUUGGCCAAGUCGGGACGAGUUGACGAGUGGAAAGUUGAAGCAAGUAGUGUCAGAAAACAUGGCAGGUCGCUUUCUGUCGGAAUGAAUGAAGCCAAGCGGGACUUGGUUCAAAAGCCCAAGUUCGCUAUACUGGCCAGCUGA
This is a messenger RNA of Lodderomyces margitis, 639 nucleotides long. RefSeq lists its product as uncharacterized. Bases 1 to 639 code for a protein of 212 amino acids. NCBI's taxonomy places the organism in Eukaryota, Fungi, Ascomycota, Pichiomycetes, Serinales, Debaryomycetaceae. The record is from RefSeq and is a predicted model, not a curated record. The transcript has a single exon.